CCGGACAUCAAAGAAUUAUAGUGAUGCUGCACAAAAAGGAAAAACCACAUUUAUUAAUUGCGUAUUUGCGUACAAACUUUGUUGCGUUUGGCCCGUUUGCAGGUUUAAGAACGCACCUGGAAAUUUCAUCAACAGUUUCGCGUUGUCUGCUUGUCUGUUGUCUGCUUGUCAGUUUGUUUUUUCCAAAAGGAAGUAUGUUGUUGGCUACACCAACAAAAUGACUGGUGGACCCAGCAAGGAAGAUGGUUGCUUUCUUCGAGUAUACUAUCCUAGUCAAAUAAAAGAUGUAUAUGAACAUUCUUCCCGUUGGGCAAGCUGGCUCCCCCACCAAAAAUACGUAGAAGGUUACACCAUAGUACUAGGAAUGAUUCCUUUCUUUGGCAAGAAGCUGAUAUCCUGGGCCUUUGACAUAUCAUCACAUGGAUUUAUAGUGGCAGCUAUUGAACACAGGGAUGGCUCCGCUUGCAUGACUUAUAGUCUCGAAACGGAACAAAAUAGUAAAGGAGGUUUAGUCGAAAGCUGGAUCCCGUACAAACUAAUGCAAUUUGAAAAAGACGAUAUGCCAUUCAGACAAGAACAAUUGGAAAUUCGUACUCGUGAAUGUAGUCAAUCUCUAGAUUACUUAAGCUCAACGACGGUGCUGAUAUCAAACAUGUUCUCCAAGCCACGGUGGAUCUGGGAAUGUUCAAAGGAGUGAUGGACUUGAGCAUGACUGUGAUUGCAGGCCAUUCUUUCGGCUCUGCAACGCUGUUACGCACAUUGGCCGCUGACAAACGCAUCAAAAUCGGAAUGUCCAUGGACGCCUGGAUGUGGCCGCUUAAAGACGAAAUCAAAUUGGCUAAAAGUGUCGAACAACCACUGGCCACAACACCACAGAAUGUCUUCGUACAUAAUCAACAUAAUAGCAACACCAAUCUACACUGCCGGAUUUCAAGAAGAAGGAGCCGUCGCCCGCUCCGGCCCCUGUCGAAGCCAAGAAAGAGCCGGUGAUGCAUGGCCCGUUUGAGGAACCCGUUUACAUAGUGUACACGGUGCGUUAUACAUACAUCUUGUCAGCUUCAGACCUUAUUACUAAAAUUUUUCUACUUUGUGUAAUAACUACAGCUGACUCGAAUUCAGCUGAAAAACAACGUAGACAUGUGUGCAAUUGUCAGUCAAGCUUCAUUCCCACUGUAUUAAUCUUGCUAGCCGACUAUAAUACAUGUUUGCCAUCA
Molecule: messenger RNA, 1214 nt
Organism: Daphnia pulex (common water flea)
Lineage: Eukaryota; Metazoa; Arthropoda; Branchiopoda; Diplostraca; Daphniidae
Product: platelet-activating factor acetylhydrolase-like
Exons: 8
Coding region: 218-697 (159 amino acids)
Molecular function (GO): 1-alkyl-2-acetylglycerophosphocholine esterase activity
Source: RefSeq, a predicted model, not a curated record